AUGGCUGGCAGUGGCAACGAACACAGACUAAGCCUUGAACCUGAGAAACAGAGCCUUCUCAAUCGCCACACCGAGAAGCACUUCACCGCCGGAGAGAUCGUUCGUGAUAUCAUCAUCGGUGUCUCCGAUGGUCUCACUGUUCCAUUCGCCCUGGCCGCGGGUCUCUCUGGCGCCAAUGCUACUUCUUCCAUUGUCCUUACUGCCGGUAUCGCCGAAGUCGCCGCCGGUGCAAUCUCCAUGGGUCUCGGAGGUUAUUUGGCGGCAAAAGGUGAAGCUGAUCAUUACAAUAGAGAAUUGAAAAGGGAACAAGAAGAAAUCAUCGCCGUACCAGAAACUGAAGCUGCUGAGGUGGGAGAAAUAUUAGCUGAAUAUGGGAUAGAGGAACAUGAAUAUGGACCUGUUGUGAAUGCUCUCAGAAAGAAUCCUCAAGCAUGGCUUGAUUUCAUGAUGAAAUUUGAGCUGGGAUUAGAGAAGCCAGAUCCAAGGAGAGCAUUGUAUAGUGCAAUGACCAUUGCCAUUGCUUAUGUAUUGGGUGGACUUGUUCCUCUCAGUCCUUACAUGUUCAUUCCAAAGGCAACAGAAGCUGUUCUGGUUUCAGUAAUUGUUACUUUGAUUGCUUUGUUUGUCUUUGGCUUUGUCAAAGGAUGCUUCACCGGCAACAAACCUAUCAGAAGUGCUUUGGAAACUACUCUUAUCGGCGCCGUUGCCUCUGCUGCUGCUUAUGGUUUGGCAAAGGCUUUUCAUCCAUAG
Molecule: messenger RNA, 750 nt
Organism: Lathyrus sativus (Indian pea)
Lineage: Eukaryota; Viridiplantae; Streptophyta; Magnoliopsida; Fabales; Fabaceae
Source: the annotation of a GenBank genome assembly